Messenger RNA from Carlito syrichta (Philippine tarsier), 2839 nucleotides. It is a transcript of the gene SREBF1, whose product is annotated as sterol regulatory element binding transcription factor 1. Gene Ontology annotation, biological process: regulation of transcription by RNA polymerase II. The transcript is spliced from 16 exons. Lineage: Eukaryota; Metazoa; Chordata; Mammalia; Primates; Tarsiidae. Gene Ontology annotation, cellular component: nucleus. Gene Ontology annotation, molecular function: DNA-binding transcription factor activity, RNA polymerase II-specific; RNA polymerase II cis-regulatory region sequence-specific DNA binding; protein dimerization activity. The record is from RefSeq and is a predicted model, not a curated record. The coding region runs from base 3 to 2558 and encodes 851 amino acids.
CCAUGGAUUGCACAUUCGAAGACAUGCUUCAGCUCAUCAACCACCAAGACAGCGACUUCCCCGGCCUGUUUGACCCCCCCUAUGCCGGGGGCGGGGUGGGGGGCACGGACCCAGCCAGCCCCGAUGCCAGCGGCCCAGGCAACUUGUCCCCACCUCCUGCCACACUGAGCUCCCCUCUCGAAGGCUUCCUGGGGGGGCCCAAGGCAGUGCCCUCACCCUUGUCCCCUCCCCAGCCUGCGCCCAGCCCACUGAAGAUGUACCCAUCGGUGCCCACUUUCUCCCCGGGGCCUGGUAUCAAGGAGGAGUCGAUGCCACUGAGCAUCCUGCAGACCCCCACCCCACAGUCCCUGCCAGGGGCCCUCCUGCCCCAGAGCUUUCCGGCCCCAACCCCACCGCAGUUCAGCUCCACGCCUGUGUUGGGCUACCCCAGCCCUCCUGGCGGCUUCUCUGCAGGGACCCCUCCCGUGAGCACCCAGCAGCCGCUGCCUGGCCUGCCACUGGCUUCCCCGCCAGGGGUCCCGCCCGUCUCCUUGAAUCCCCAGCUCCAGAGUGCAGCCCCCCACCAACUCCUGACGGCCACAGCUGCCCCCGCAAUGACCCCCGGGACAGCCACCGUGGCCUCGCAGAUCCAGCAGGUCCCGGUCCUGCUGCAGCCCCACUUCAUCAAGGCGGACUCGCUGCUCCUGACGACCAUGAAGACCGACGUGGGCGCCUCUGUGAAGGCGGCGGGUCUCGGCCCGCUGGUCUCCGGCACGGCCGUGCAGACAGGGCCCUUGCAGACCCUGGUGAGCGGUGGGACCAUCCUGGCGACGGUGCCCUUAGUCGUGGACGCCGACAAGCUGCCCAUCAACCGACUGGCAGCCGGCAGCAAGGCCCCAGGCUCGGCCCCGAGCCGCGGCGAGAAGCGCACUGCCCACAACGCCAUCGAGAAGCGCUACCGCUCCUCCAUCAACGACAAGAUCGUGGAGCUCAAGGACCUGGUGGUGGGCACCGAGGCAAAGCUGAAUAAAUCCGCCGUCUUGCGCAAGGCCAUCGACUACAUCCGUUUUCUGCAGCACAGCAACCAGAAGCUCAAGCAGGAGAAUCUGAGCCUGCGCUCGGCUGCCCACAAGAGCAAACCUCUGAAGGACCUGAUGUCACCCUGUGGCAGUGGAGGAGACACGGGUGUCCUCACGGAGGGCGUGAAGACCGAGAUGGAAGACACACUGACCCCGCCACCCUCGGAUGCCGGCUCGCCCUCCCAGAGCAGCCCCUUGUCCCUUGGCAGCAGGGGCAGCGGCGGCGGCGGCAGUGGCAGUGACUCAGAGCCGGACAGCCCGGUCUUCGAGGACAGCCAGGUGAAGCCAGAGCAGCGGCUGUCGCCCCCCAGCCGGGGCAUGCUGGACCGCUCCCGCCUGGCCUUGUGCGUGCUCGUCUUCCUCUGCCUGUCUUGCAACCCCUUGGCCUCCCUGCUGGGGGGCCGGGGGCUUCCCAGCCCCUCGGACACCACCAGUGUCCACCACAGUCCUGGGCGCGCCAUGCUGGGCACGGACAGCAGAGACAGCCCUGGCUGGGCCCCAUGGCUGCUGCCGCCCCUGGUCUGGCUGCCCAACGGGCUGCUUGUGCUGGGCUCCCUGGUGCUUCUCUUCGUCUACGGAGAGCCUGUCACCCGGCCCCACUCGGGCCCUGCCGUGCACUUCUGGAGGCAUCGCAAGCAGGCCGACCUGGACCUGGCCCGGGGGGACUUUGCCCAGGCUGCCCAGCAGCUGUGGCUGGCCCUGCGGGCGCUGGGCCGGCCCCUGCCCACUUCCCACCUGGACCUGGCCUGUAGCCUUCUCUGGAACCUCAUCCGCCACCUGCUGCAGCGUCUCUGGGUGGGCCGCUGGCUGGCAGGCCGGGCAGGGGGCCUGCAGAGGGACCGCGCCCUGCAGGCGGAUGCUCGCGCCAGCGCCCGGGACGCCGCCCUGGUCUACCACAAGCUGCACCAGCUGCAUACCGUGGGGAAGUACACAGGUGGGCACCUCACUGCCACCCACCUGGCGCUGGGUGCCCUGAACCUGGCGGAAUGUGCUGGGGACACCGUGCCCGUGGCCACACUGGCCGAGAUCUACGUGGCAGCUGCGUUGAGAGUGAAGACGAGUCUCCCACGGGCCUUGCAUUUUCUGACACGUUUCUUCCUGAGCAGCGCCCGCCAGGCCUGCCUGGCGCAGAGUGGCUCGGUGCCUCUCUCCAUGCAGUGGCUCUGCCACCCUGUGGGCCACCGUUUCUUCGUGGAUGGGGACUGGGCCGUGCGCAGCGCCCCGCGGGAGAGCCUGUACAGCUUGGCCGGGAACCCAGUGGACCCCCUGGCUCAGGUGACUCAGCUGUUCCGGGAACAUCUCUUGGAGCGAGCACUGAACUGUGUGGCCCAGCCCAGCCCCAGCCCCAGCCCUGGGUCAGCGGACGGGGACAAGGAGUUCUCAGAUGCCCUUGGGUACCUGCAGCUGCUGAACAGCUGUUCCGAUGCUGCGGGGGCUCCUGCCUGCAGCUUCUCCAUCAGCUCCAGCAUGGCCGCCACCACCGGUGAACCCGGUGGCUAAGUGGUGGGCCUCGCUGACGGCUGUGGCGAUCCACUGGCUGCGGCGGGAUGAGGAGGCGGCCGUGCGGCUGUACCCGCUGGUGGAGCACCUGCCACGGGCCCUGCAAGAGUCUGAGAGACCCCUGCCCAGGGCGGCGCUGCACUCCUUCAAGGCAGCCCGGGCCCUGCUGGGCUGCACCAAGGCGGAGUCUGGCCCGGCCAGCCUGGCCAUCUGUGAGAAGGCCAGUGGGUACCUGCGGGACAGCCUGGCCUCCACACCGGCCGGCAGCUCCCUCGACAAGG